Molecule: messenger RNA, 366 nt
Organism: Aspergillus campestris IBT 28561
Lineage: Eukaryota; Fungi; Ascomycota; Eurotiomycetes; Eurotiales; Aspergillaceae
Exons: 3
Coding region: 1-366 (121 amino acids)
Source: RefSeq, a predicted model, not a curated record
AUGUCCAACCCAAUCCUCCCCCUCAUCAUCCUCCUCGUCGUCGUCGCCAUCUUCGCCGCCAUAGGCUACAUCGCGUGGUCCACCGCCACAGAAGUCACCCGCAACACGCGCUCCCGCAUGGAGAAGAAGAACGUCAUGUUUUCGCGCGAUGGAAUGAAAGUGGGUGUGAAGGAGAUUCAGGAUGAGGAGUAUAAGGAUCGGAGUCAGAGUGUCCUCGUCAACAUGUGGAAUCAUACUUCUUUCCCGGCGUACAAGAGUAAGAUCUGGGAUAUGUCGGGUCCCGCGGCUGGGUGGUCGUCGUUGACUUCUUCUUCGUCGUCGUCGGGGGGGAAGAGAAGUGAGGGGGAGAAGAGGAAGGCUAAAUAA